Molecule: messenger RNA, 1892 nt
Organism: Ipomoea nil (Japanese morning glory)
Lineage: Eukaryota; Viridiplantae; Streptophyta; Magnoliopsida; Solanales; Convolvulaceae
Product: alkane hydroxylase MAH1-like
Exons: 1
Coding region: 123-1694 (523 amino acids)
Molecular function (GO): iron ion binding; heme binding; oxidoreductase activity, acting on paired donors, with incorporation or reduction of molecular oxygen
Source: RefSeq, a predicted model, not a curated record
UACAUACUUCUACUACUAUACGUACUAUACGCUGCAAAUAUAUAUAUAUAUAUAUAUAUAUACUCUAAUUGUUUGUACGUGGAGUGCUGCAUUUUUAUAUUAUUAUUCUGAGAAAGAUAGAUAUGAUGAUGGCAAUCUGCAGCACAGCGCUUGCAUUCAUUUUUAUUAUCGUACUUAGCUUGGGUUAUUAUAUGAUUCUGAAAUUGAGGUGCCGGUCCUCCGAUGAUAAGGUUGUUCCUACGAACUGGGCAGUAGUGGGAAUGAUGCCGGCGCUUCUUAAGAAUGCUCACCGAGUCCACGAAUUCGCGACUGAUGUUCUGAGACACAGCGGAGGGACAUUUGAGUUUAAGGGUCCAGCUGGCUUUGAUAGCUUGAGCAUGCUGGCUACCAGCGACCCAGCUAACAUCCACCAUGUCCUCAGCAAAAACUUCUCCAACUAUCCCAAAGGACCAGAGUUUCGAAAAAUAUUUGAUAUUUUAGGAGACGGGAUUUUCAACGUAGAUUCCCAGUUGUGGGAGCUUCACCGUAAAACCACCCUCUCCUUCCUCAAUCAUGCCCAAUUCUACACCUUGUUACAGACAAAUGUGUGGCACAAGGUAGAGAAAGGUUUGUUGCCGGUUCUUGAUUGGUUUGCAGAAGAGGGAGCGGAGUUUGAUUUGCAAGAUGUUUUCCAGCGCUUCACCUUUGACGCCAUUUCGAAGCUCGUCUUACACCAUGACCCUGAAAGUCUCUGCCUUGGCUUGCCUUAUGUUCCCUGCGAGAAGGCCUUCAAUCAUGCGGUGGACGCUCUUCUUUAUAGGCAUAUAUUUCCAGAAAGCUUCUGGAAGUUACAAAAUUGGCUGGGGAUUGGCAAAGAGAAGAAGCUUAUUCAGGCGUACCGCGCUUUCGAUGAAUUCAUAUACUCCGCCAUCAAACGCCUAGAAGAGCGGAUGAUGAUGAUCACCACAAAUAUUGAUAAUAACUCCGACGACGACGACGUAAGCUUGUUCACUGCUUACGUACAAGCAUACAAGCAGCAGGAGCAACUCACUACGAGUACUGGUUCUUCACUAGUGAAGUUUCUGAGGGACACUUUCUUGAGUUUAAUGUUUGCAGGGAGAGAUACAACCAGCACAACUCUCACUUGGCUUUUCUACCUGCUUGCCCAAAACCCACUGGUUCAGGCAAAAGUCCGAGACGAGAUUGAAAACAAAUUAAAUCUAAAACAAGAGGACAAGCGGUUUUUCAAGGUGGAGGAAUGCCACAAGUUAGUGUAUCUACACGCUGCUCUGUGUGAGUCCCUCAGACUAUUCCCGCCGGUGGCCAUUGAGCACAAGGUGUCGGCGGGGAUGGACGUCCUCCCUAGUGGACAUCUGGUCAAGCCCAACACCAGAAUCAUACUCUUAUUUUAUUCAUCUGGAAGGAUGGAUUCAAUAUGGGGCGAAGAUUGCAUGGAGUUCAAGCCCGAGAGGUGGAUUUCAGGCCAAGGAAGAAUCAAGCAUGAGCCGUCUUACAAGUUUCCGGCAUUCAACGCCGGACCCAGGACUUGUUUAGGUAAAGAAAUGUCUUUUGUUCAGAUGAAAAUGAUUGCUGCGAUCAUCCUCCAUCAUUAUGAGUUUCAAGUGGUGGAUUCCCAUUCAGUUUCUCCCAGCGAUUCAAUCAUCAUUCAAGCUAAGCAUGGCUUGAAAGUCAAAUUUACCAAACGUAGCAUGUAAUACAUACAUACUACUUCAUGUAUGUUCGUUCUACUGUACUGUUCUAUACUAGGCUUUUAUCCCAUGCAGUAAGCUAAGCUAGCUUAAAUUUACCAAACGUAAUAAUACUGCUUGCAUGCAAUGGCACUUCAAUUCAUAAUAUACUCGUGUUUGUUUGUUUAUUUGUAAUAAUAUGUAAUCUCUUGAAUUUGAUAAAUA